AUGCAGCCUUUGGCGAUUCUGAGCGACUGGUGCCGCUGGCUGAGCGUCAAUGAGCAGCGUUCGAUGCUCAUCAUGGGCAUCCCUGAAGACUGCGAGGAUCUAGAGUUCCAGGAGACACUGCAUGCUGCCCUGAAACCCCUGGGCAGAUACCGGGUGCUGGGUAAAGUCUACCGAAAGGAGAUCAGUGCCAAGAUUGCCUUGGUGGAGUUUGCUGAGUGUUUAAACCGGGCUCUGAUCCCCCAGCAGAUCCAGGGCAAGGGAGGGCCCUGGAGUGUGAUAGUCCCUUCCCAGACACCUGAUUUGGAGUCUCAGGAGGGAGGCAGCCUCCCAGGUGCUCAGGGGCACUCCUUGGCUGGUGAGACUGGGGAGGAAGGGGCUGAUGGCCGGGCAGAAACGGCUGCCCAAUUUCCAAGUGAAGCCGCAGCUUCUGGUGAGCAGGAGGCUGCAGCUGAGGCCGGUGCCAGUGAGGCAGGAGAGGUGUUUGGGGCUGGGGAGGUGGCCCCCAGAGAUCUGGUUGAGGAGGGUCAUGGAGGUGAGGAGGGAGCUGGAGGUGAUGAGGUGUCAUAUGAGGAAGGAGCUGCUGGUGACAGUGGAGCAGCAGGUGAGGCGGGCUCCCCAGACGUGGCUGCAGUGGCUGGGGAGGUGGUCACAGCUGAGGAGGCAGGCACAGCUGGGGAGGCUGGAGUGACAGGCAGGGCAGGAGCAGGGCAGGAGGAAGCCUGGACGCAGCAGUGGCGUCAGGUCCUGCAGCCAAUGCUGGAGAGCUCAGCCUACCAGGAGCUGAGAACCUUCUCCGGGCUGCAGGAGGCCGAUGGCUAUAAUGAAGCAUUCGAGAGCUGGCUGCACCAUGCCAAUGACAUGAUGUUCCUGUGGCGCGAUGUGCCAGAGAAGGAGAGGCGUCGACGGCUGCUCGAGAGCCUGGGCGGCCCCGCGCUCGACGUGGUGUUCGAUCUCCUGGGCAGAAACCCCCACAUCGAUGUCCAGGACUGCCUGGUGGCCCUGGUGCAGGUGUUUGGGAGCCAGGACCCCCAGGUCACUGCCCGGCUGAAGUUUGUAACCUGCGCACAGAGGUCUCAAGAGACUCUGUUUGCCUACGUGAUGCGUCUGGAAGGCCUGCUGCAGAUUGCCCUGGAGAAGGGUGCCAUCAACCCUGCCGUGGUCAACCAGAUGCGGGCGCGGCAGGUGCUGAUGCAGGCGCGCCCCAACGACAUGCUGCGGAAGAAGCUGACGCGGCUGCGGCUGGAGCGGAAGCCGCCGGGCUUCAUGGACAUACUGCAGCUCAUCCGCGAGACCGAGGCCUGGAAGGCUGAACCUAACUUGCUGCCGCUGCCGCCAUGCGGUCGCAUCCUGGGCCACGUUCCGUGCUGGGGUGGUGUCGCACCAUCCCCAAAGAAGCCCGCUCUUGGCACUGGUGCUGUCGCUGCUUUCCUGAUGUUCCUGCUGCUGCUUCUAAUGGAGACGCCGUCGUCGGCGCCACAACAGCCGUCGUCACUGUAG
Molecule: messenger RNA, 1497 nt
Organism: Sorex araneus (European shrew)
Lineage: Eukaryota; Metazoa; Chordata; Mammalia; Eulipotyphla; Soricidae
Product: paraneoplastic antigen Ma6F-like
Exons: 2
Coding region: 1-1497 (498 amino acids)
Source: RefSeq, a predicted model, not a curated record